GAAGAUAACAUCUCUAACUGGGGUAAAGGCCACUUCGGCUGCUCUCAUCCGUUGGACACCAGCAAUUUGACACAUUGUUUCCGGAUAGUUUUAGCGAAGUUGGGAACCGGACUUGCUCCUGAACUGAAUCGUCCGUUCACAUUCUCUGCGAUAAAAACAUAUCUGCAAGAGAAAUCAGACGUUUCAGAAUGUUGCAAAACACAGGAAAGCUAGCGGGGAAAACCCUGUUCAUUACAGGGGCAAGUCGUGGGAUUGGGAAAGCCAUCGCACUCAAAGCUGCUAAGGAUGGUGCCAAUGUUGUCAUAGCUGCUAAAACGGCACAGGCCCACCCCAAACUACCUGGAACCAUCUACAGCGCUGCAGAAGAAAUCGAGGCAUUGGGAGGCAAAGCGUUGCCUUGUAUCGUAGACGUCAGAGAUGAGAAGCAGAUUGGAGAGGCAGUGGAACAGGCCGUGCAGAGGUUUGGAGGUAUUGAUAUCCUGGUGAACAAUGCCAGUGCCAUUAGUCUGACGGGAACCCUGGAGACACCCAUGAAGAAAGUGGACCUUAUGUUGGGCGUCAACCUCAGAGGGACCUAUCUGACGUCUAAGCUGUGCAUCCCACAUCUAUUGAAGAGUAAAAACCCUCACAUCCUGAACCUCAGCCCACCGCUUAACCUAAACCCCAUCUGGUUCAAAAACCACACCGCAUACACAAUGGCCAAGUACGGUAUGUCCAUGUGUGUUCUGGGCAUGGCUGAAGAGUUCAGAGGGUCCAUCUCUGUCAAUGCCUUAUGGCCUAAGACCGCAAUCCAGACUGCUGCUAUGGAGAUGUUAGGCGGUGCUGAGGUGGGUAAGCAGUGUCGUAACGUUGACAUCAUGUCAGACGCAGCCUACGCCAUCCUCGGUAAGCCGCCCAGCUACACCGGGAACUUUGUCAUCGACGAGGAAAUUCUGAAGACCGAGGGAAUUAAAGACUUUGACAUUUACGCUGUCGCUCCAGGUAAUGCACUGCUCCCAGACUUCUUCCUGGAUGAGGCUGAGGCUCUGGUGCAGAACAUGGGGGAUCAGGUUGUCAUCCCAGGGGUCAAGGGUGACUCGCGCAGCGCUGCUACCGGUGGGCCCAUAGGGGAAACAUUCAAUAUCAUCAAGGGAGUCCUCAACCCUGACAUUGUCAAAUCCACUGGAGGAGUCUACAAAUUCAACCUGUCUGGUGAGCAUGCAGGCGUGUGGUUCAUUGACAUGAAGAACGGCGGGGGCAGUGCAGGUAGCGGAGAGCCCCCAGUGAAAGCUGACGUGGUCAUGACCAUGGACAGCGCUGACUUCACCAAGAUGUUUGCAGGCAAACUGAAGCCCACCAUGGCCUUUAUGUCAGGGAAGCUGAUGAUUAAAGGAGACAUGAGCCUGGCUAUCAAGAUGGAGAAGAUGAUGUCCAUGAUGAAGUCUAAACUCUAACUACGAGGAGAUGCCUAUUCACUACAUCUGGUGCCUUCAAGACAACUGGGGAACUUUAUUAAAAAAAAUAUAAUCUGACUGUUAAAAAAUCGUGAUGGUGAGAUCUUCAGGUCGGAGAAUUCAGGGAUCUCUUGGAUGAUGCCCCGAUUUCUGAAUUCGGACGUUGGAGAUUUCCAAGUUCCGUGUUGUCUAAAAUAACACCCUAUAGGAGGGUGUCCGGGACCGACCCAGAAUGUCUAACGAACGUGCCGUUCUUCCGUCUCUGUGUCAUGAUGAACUGUCCGUCCUCCCCGUCUCUAACGUGCAGUUGUCUAAUAAACCAGUUGCUCUACUUGU
This is a messenger RNA of Salvelinus fontinalis (brook trout), 1769 nucleotides long. RefSeq names its product hydroxysteroid dehydrogenase like 2 (gene hsdl2). Bases 189 to 1433 code for a protein of 414 amino acids. Lineage: Eukaryota; Metazoa; Chordata; Actinopteri; Salmoniformes; Salmonidae. The transcript is spliced from 10 exons. Gene Ontology annotation, cellular component: mitochondrion. The record is from RefSeq and is a predicted model, not a curated record.